CUAGAAGUUAUGCAUUAUACCUGCCCAUUUCGCGGACUCUCAAACCUUGCAAGCCUACGCGCGUGUGAAAUGGCUACAAUUCCAAAACCCUGAGCUUGUGCGACUGACCGAAACUCUCUAGAUAACAAGAAUGGAAGAAGAUUAUGCUAAACGCUCUGAGCGCGUGAAGGCGCUGCUCAGUCAAUAUUAUGGGGAUGGCUCGGCCGGACCGGCAGCUGGAGCUCCUGGCCAGUCAGCUCAGCAGCCGAGCGCUGCCCCAGGACGCGGGCAACAGGGUGGCCAUGUAGCUGGACUAGCGGCAAUUGACACGCCCACGUUCAACGCCGAUCAACAUACCUCAGACAUCCUGCGCAUUUUCUCCCUGGAGAAGCUGAUGGUAGAGCACCGCAACAUGGCACGGGAGAUAAAGAACCUGGACUCGGACAUGCAGCAACUGGUCUACGAGAACUACAACAAGUUCAUCACUGCGACUGACACCAUCCGCACUAUGAAGUCGAGUGUGGACAACAUGGAGUCGGAGAUGCAGCGGCUGGAGCAGACUGCGAGCGUGGUGGCGGAGAAGUCGUUGUCCGUCAGCAACAAGCUGCAGCAGCGGCGAGAGAGCAUGGAACAGCUGUACAAGGUGCAGCGGCUGUUGCGCAAGCUGCAGACGGUGUUUGAGCUGCCGCGCAAGAUGCGUGCGGCACUGGAGGAGGAUGCGCUGGACACGGCGGUGGGGCUCUACGCGGAGGCGCAGCCGCUGCUGCACAAGUACGGCAACCGUGGCACCUUCAAGGUCAUUGCGCUGGAGAGCGACUUUGUGGCCCAGGAGAUCAGCCAGCUGCUGAAGAAGCGGCUCACGGAGCGUAAGGACGACGCGGAGCAGUGCGUGCUACUGCUGCGCAAGCUGGGCGAGCCGGAUGACACGCUGCAGGACAAGUACCUGUCGGGGCGUGUGGCGCGCAUCAAGCGCGUGCUAGCGGAGGCGGCGGUGGUGGCGGACGCCAUGGCGGCAGCGGCGUCGGGCCAGCAGCAGGUGCCGCUGCCCAACAAGGCGCAGGUGGCUGCGCCCGAGGCGUGGAACUGGACGGCUGCGGGGCCGCCGCCUCUACGCGCCUUCGUGCGGAGCCUGGACGAGAAGUUCAUCAGCGGCGUGCAGGAGACGGUGGUCAACGUCAUCCGCUUCUUCCUGCCCGAGGGCUCCGAGGACAGCCCCGAGGCCGCCGCUGCCAAGCGCAAGCCCCUGGUUGCGCUGUCGCGGGAAUUGUUCACCGAGUACUUCGGCAUCAUACGGCGGGUGGUGACGGACGCAGCAAAGGCGGGCGUGCUGCGGGGCUCGCUGCUGCGUGAGGCGCGCGCGGAGGCGGCGGCCGCGGCUGGUGGCAAGGGCGGGCCGGGCGGCGCAGCGGCGGUGCUGUCCGUCAACUCGCCCUCGCUGCAGCAGCUGGGCAGCGACUGGGGCGCGGAGCCCAUUGCACAGGCUCUGUCCACGGUGUCCACGGACGUGGGGCUGCUGGCCACGCACCUGCCCGAGCUGGGGCUCAAGGAGCGGGCGGCCGAGGUGGUGCAGGCCGCGGUGCAGCAGCACGUCACCCUCUCAUUCGCCGCCCUCAAGCAGCGCGUCAUAGACGCCGCCGUGUGCGUGCGCACCGCGCUGCAAGGAGCGCCCGGCGGCGGCGCGGCGCAAGGCGGCGCCGAGGCCGGCGCGGGCAGCGGCGGCGGCGGCGGCAGCGGCGCGGGAGGUGGUGGUGGAGGCGGCGGCGAGGCGCGCGGGGGUGUGCUGCGGGCGGGCAGCGAGUACCUGGUGGAGCUGCUGCAGCGGGGGCUGGCGGCGCUGUUGCAGGGGCUCCGCGGCUAUGAGUCUGCGGGCGGGCCGCGGCUGCUGGCCAGCUGGCGCGACGCGUGGGUGGAGCUGGUGCAGGGUGGGCUGCAGGGCUUCUUCGUGGGCCUACUCACUGCCAGCUUGGAGCUGGCGGCGCUCAGGUACGACGGCGGUGACCUGAUGCGCGAGGCGCUCAAAGCCGGCAGCGGCACGGCGGCGACGGCGGGGCCCGACCUCAUGGGGCCGCCGCCGGGCGCCGCGGCGGGCGGCCAGGAGCUGCUGGUCAAGCCAGCGCUGGUGCUGCUGCUGGCCAAGCUGUGCAAGUUCUUGGAGCAGGUGAUGGUGCCCUGGGUCAUGGAGACCAUCGCCGCCUCAUUCGCCAGCAGCGGCGGCCCAGGCGGCGGCCCAGGCGGCAGUGUGGACAUGCCGCCGGCAUUCGUGCCCGGAGAGGUGGCCCGGCGCCUGUCCGCAGCCUCCAGCGCCAUGGUGCUGGCGUACGUGGAGAUGCACGGCCGCCAGUUGAGCGUCAUGGUCCGCAGGUCCACCGGCUCAGUGAGCUGGCUAACGUGCAAGGAGCCGCGCGGCCCGCGCCCCGUGUGCUCGCUGCUGCUGGAGCGACUGGCCAAGCUGCAGGCGGAGGCGGCGGCGCUGCUGGAGGAGGGGGACGGCGUGGCGAGCAUGCUGGGCGGCGGCGGCGGCGGCCCAGGGAGAAAGAGCGACGAGCACCACCGCGGCGCGGGCGACGGGCGGGGCAUGUACGGCGGCGCGGGGGCGUUCGGCGGCGGCGACACGGCGGCCGUGGAGCGCAACGUGGCGAAGCUGUUCCGGGAGAAGGUGCAUAUGACGGGCUCGGUGGCGCUGACGUGCCCGGCCAUCCUGGCGGCUGUGGCGGCUGUGGCGCUCAAGAGCUUGCUUGAGAGCAUCCGCCUGGAGACGCUGGGCCGGGCGGGGUUGCAGCAGCUGCAGCUGGAUGUGGCGUUCCUGCGGCCUCAGCUGCGGCGCUGCCUGCUGCGCGGCGGCGGCGGCAAGGGCGACGGCACGGCGGUGGUGGAGCAGCUGCUGGAGGACGUGGUGCUGUCGGGCACGGAACGCUGUGUGGAGCCGGCGCUGCUGGAGGCGGCGGUGGUGGAGCGCAUCCUGGCCAGCGCGUCCUCCGCCGAGGACCGCUGAGCAUGCCAUGGGAAGACGUGUGGCCCCAGGCAACGGCUGGUCCACACAUUCCCACGAGCAUCAGAUUUUGCAUGCUGUCUAUGUCUUGUAAAUGCGGAUGCGUACGGUACGGUAUGCGGAUGCGUACGGUAUGGAUCAUGUUCACGGGUUUGCAAGUUGCAAGGGUGCCAAGGCCGAACGCUGGACUGCGCUAGAUACGAUCAACUGGUGUAAGAUGGCGCGGCUCGCAUUGUCGCAUGCUACUGGGCCCGAGCGAGCUGCGCACCGGUGCGAGCUGCGCCAUUGUCGCUCCAGCUACGUAAACAGCCUGGCGUCAGUUCAUGGCUCUCUAGUCUCUCCACCUAGCUAGCUCCGGCGGGAGCCCAACUGCAACCUUACCGAUCCUAACACUGCUGAGUCAGGGGCGCACGUGCUGCCUGGUGCUGCAGGGCACAGCAGCGCGAACGCGUGGUUUGUAUCCAGCGAUGAUUUUGAAUCUGGCAGGACCAUGCGCUGCACUAGGGCAGGUGUUGAUCAGGAGCACGUAGCGACAGGGAAGGCCACAAGGGGGCCAGCAUGGGGAGCUGGAUGCUAGCGCAGUCGCACUCAGCCGCU
Molecule: messenger RNA, 3565 nt
Organism: Chlamydomonas reinhardtii
Lineage: Eukaryota; Viridiplantae; Chlorophyta; Chlorophyceae; Chlamydomonadales; Chlamydomonadaceae
Exons: 18
Coding region: 131-2971 (946 amino acids)
Biological process (GO): Golgi organization; lysosomal transport; endocytic recycling
Cellular component (GO): membrane; GARP complex; EARP complex
Source: RefSeq, a predicted model, not a curated record